CGUUGCAGACCGCUUUUCAAUCCUUGUCGUUUCAAUCGCUUGUUCAUCCCGAGAUGUCUGACAACGUAGAUGAGCCACGCCCUGCAGAACAGGGCAACGUCAACACGACACAGCAACCCGCCAACGACAUCGACUGGUCCCAGUUGUACGACAUGUUCAUGAAAAUUGAACAACGUUUGCCAGAUUUUGAUCACAUGUUGAUGGCUAUGAAUGAUUACGCGUUCCAGAGAACUUCGAGACAAAGACAAACAAAUGAUUUGAGUGAAUUUUGUGGAGUGCUUAAAAAAGGUUUUUUUGAUUGGUACACAAGUAGUAUCAAUAAUGAAAUUAAUAGAGUACCCAAUUUUAUCGAUUUGACAAAUAAAGUUUUUGAUGAUGACAUAUUGAUGAAAUUUGACAAGAAACUAGUUAGUAUCACAGGUCCUAACAUAGAUACAGACAAGUGUAUACAGACAAGUGCUAGUACAGAUGCUAGUGAAAGUACAAACACAAAUGCCAAUGCAGAUACUAUUAAUAUCACAGGCACAAAUGCUAGUGAAAGUAUAAACACAGGUGCUAAUACAGAUAUAAGUGAAAGUACAAACAGAAAUGCUAAUACAAAUUCUAUUAAAAGUACAGACACAAACACUAAUGCAGAUGCUAGAAAGAGUACAAGCAAAAAUGCUAAUACAUGUUCUCAUACAAGUGCUAGUACACGUACUAAUAAAAGAGCUAGAAUAAGUACGAAUUCUUAUUCAGUGAUGAUGGCUACAAAUCCGAAAAAAUUUUACAAAUAUUUAGAAAGUGCAGAGGCAUUAGAAACUUUAUCUCAGUUAAAUGAGCAGUCGACUGAGCAGUCAACUGAGCAGUUAAAUGAGCAGUUAACUGAGCCGUCAACUGAACAGUCAACUGAGACAAAUGUUGUAAACGAUCACAGUUUCAAAAUAAUAAUGCCAAAUAUGACUGAAAAAUUCACUCACAUAAGGAAGAGACUACUUAUCGAUUGUAAUAUCCAUCUUGGAAUGGAUUAUGAACGUCAUUGGUGGAGACAAACAAAUGAUAAAAUUGUUUUAAAUGUGGAUAUAUCUGAUUUAAUUGUGGAAUCAGUUCCAAAUAUUAAAGUAAUGGUAUCCAUUAUUGGUUUCAAGAUUAAAAUAAAACGUUCAAAUAAAUGGAUUGUUCUAAUAUCAAAUAAGUUUGUAAAACCUAUUAGCAAAUCCAAGUGGGUAGUCAAUAGAUACAUGCAUGUCAAAUUAACUAUGGACAAAAAGGAAAGAGAAUUUUGGGGUAAAUGUCUGGUUACUGAAACAAGAGAACAUGAUACAGCACUUUUUCAACAUCAUACUUGUACCAAUGAGUGCGCUGCACCUAUAAUAAUAGGUGAAAAAUUAACAAUCAGUUCAUCAAAAGAAGAAUGUUUGAAAAAUUUAACAACAUUUCUUAAAAAAGAAUAUGGUAUGGAAGAUCUUGAUGAAUUUAUAGAAGGCAUUGAUCAUUCUACAGAAACCAACUCAUCGGCAACAGAAGAAAAACCGCAAGAUUCAGCUAUAACUUUGAAGUUGUCUGUAGAUCCAAGUACAGUUGAGUCUCUAAACUCUGACUCUGAAAAUCCUCAGAACACACAACAAACUUCAAUGGACUCAGAAGUUUCACCAAAUUUAGCAGUACAAUGUAACGCUGAAGUCUCUCAAAAUCAAUCAGAUUUUUAAUUUGUUAAAGCCUCUUUACAUCCUUAAUAUAAAAGUAUUAUUAAUCGGUGACAGAAUGAUUGAGAGUAAAAAUUGUUUAGCAUUUUAGGCCCCAUUUUGUAAUUGAUUUGUAUUAAAAAAAAAUGUUUAUACUUAAUUCAUAAAAAGUUA
Metopolophium dirhodum (rose-grain aphid) is the source of this 1838-nucleotide messenger RNA. RefSeq lists its product as uncharacterized. The coding region runs from base 54 to 1688 and encodes 544 amino acids. The transcript is spliced from 9 exons. Lineage: Eukaryota; Metazoa; Arthropoda; Insecta; Hemiptera; Aphididae. The record is from RefSeq and is a predicted model, not a curated record.